AUGGAGUUUGGGCUCGAGCUCAGGACGGUGCUCUUCAGGCAGAGCGCGCGCUACGUCGUCGCCGUCAUCGUCGUGGACGACGCGCAGAAGCGAGCCGCCUUCAUCUCGGAGCCGUCAUCGCCGUCCUGCUCCCCCGAGUGGUCCUUCCCUGGCGUCUGCGUCGCGUCGGGCGCGGGGGGCUGCGGGGUCACGCUUAGCUUCUGGAGGGACGCGCCCCCGGCUGGCGGUCCGCGCGGGCUUAUCGAGGUGCCGCCGCUGUGCUCGUGCAGCUUCCCGCUGUCGCGGGCCGAGGUUGGCGGCGCCCGCUCUGGCCGGGAGCUGCGCAGCUUCCCGCUCCUCGUCCGGGCAGAGGUCGGGGACAGCGUUCGGGGCGGACGGGCUCUGGGGUGA
Molecule: messenger RNA, 390 nt
Organism: Prorocentrum cordatum
Lineage: Eukaryota; Dinophyceae; Prorocentrales; Prorocentraceae
Source: the annotation of a GenBank genome assembly